Molecule: messenger RNA, 3280 nt
Organism: Chenopodium quinoa (quinoa)
Lineage: Eukaryota; Viridiplantae; Streptophyta; Magnoliopsida; Caryophyllales; Amaranthaceae
Product: putative respiratory burst oxidase homolog protein H
Exons: 14
Coding region: 483-3026 (847 amino acids)
Cellular component (GO): plasma membrane
Molecular function (GO): peroxidase activity; calcium ion binding; NAD(P)H oxidase H2O2-forming activity
Source: RefSeq, a predicted model, not a curated record
UACCUUUAAACUAUGAAGGGAGAAAAGCGUAAAAGUGCCACGACUAGAAAAAACCUACUCCGUACCAUGUUUCAUGGGAUCUAAAUUCAAAACCACAACGUGAUGCGUCAAUAGCCUCUUGCAUGAACAAGAAAGUAACAAGAGAGAGUGGACUUCAGAUGAACAAACAAAAAUGUUGCACCACUUUAUAUUAUAAAUCUAUAAUUAGAUAAUCAAACUAACUGUUUUAACUGUACCACUUGUAUGUCAUCGGCCUCUCUCAUUGACCUCCCCCCAUUUCUUUCUCUCUCCAAAAUUGUUCAUACAAUUAAUCAAAUAUAAAUAAAUUUAUUCAUUGAAAAAAAAAACCCAAAAAUCAGAAACCCAAAACCCUUUUAAAAGAUCUCUGUCCCCUUUAAAUUUCCCUCCUCCUGAAUUAAUAUUUUCAUUGGGGAAUUUCAUCAAACAGGAGGAGGGCAUUGCUGGGUUUUUUCGAUUUUCAGAUGACCAACAAUAAUCACAAAGAAGGUGAUUCCACAAAAUGGAUUCUUGAUAGCGUUGAAAUUGAUCAAAUUACAGAUACACCCAGAAAUGAAAGCAGCAGUAGUAGCAGUAAUUUUAAUAAUAACAAUAACAACAACAAUGCUCUGAAAAGUCCAAGAGGAGUGAAUUUUAGUAGGAUUGGUAGCAAUGCCAGGAAAAGAUUUGGGAUACUUGGAAAUGGGAAUGCCAAUAAUGCAGCUCAACCUAAGAUGGGUAGAAUGCGAUCAACUGCUGCUAGAGGGUUGCAGAGUUUAAGGUUUCUCGACGGUGCCACCGGAAAAGAUGGUGAUGCUUGGAAGCCUGUUGAGAAGAGAUUUAAGACAAAUGCUGUUAAUGGAAGAGUUCCCAGGGAUAAAUUCAGUGCUGUCAUUGGAAUGGGAAAUUCAAAAGAAUUUGCAGGGGAAUUGUAUGAUACAUUAGCUAGGAGAAGGAAUUUGGAUGCAACAAAUGGAAUUACAAUUGAUGAAAUGAGAAUGUUUUGGGAAGAUAUGACUAGUCAAGAUAUUGAUGCUCGUUUGCAGAUCUUCUUUGACAUGUGUGACAAGAAUGGGGAUGGGAAACUAUCCGAAGACGAGGUUCGCGAGGUUUUAGUGUUAAGUGCCUCAGCUAAUCAGCUAAAUAAACUCAAGUCACAAGCAGGAAAUUACGCGGCUUUGAUCAUGGAAGAAUUAGAUCCGGAUCACCAAGGAUUUAUAGAGUUGUGGCAACUUGAAACUUUGCUAAGAGGAAUGGUGACUUCUACCGAUGAAGGGACUAAGUUUAAGAGGAGCCAAACCCUAACAAAAACCAUGAUCCCCAAAAUGUUCAGGAAUCCAAUAUCAAAAACUGUGAAUAGCACAAAAGAAUUUAUCUUGGAUAAUGGGAAGAGAAUUUGGGCAGUUGGGCUAUGGCUGACCAUAAAUGCAUGCCUCUUCUAUUAUAAGUUCAAUUAUUAUGAGAAGCAUGCCGCCUUUCCAGUCAUGGGUUAUUGUGUCUGUGUUGCAAAGGGUGCUGCUGAGACUCUCAAAUUCAAUAUGGCUCUCAUCUUGCUUCCUGUUUGUAGAAGAACACUUACCCGGUUAAGGUCAACAUUUCUUAGUAGAAUAUUUCCUUUUGAUGAUAAUAUAAAUUUUCACAAGAUGGUAGCUGCUGGGAUUACAAUUGGGACUUUUUUGCAUGUUUUGAUGCACUUGAGUUGUGAUUUUCCAAGGCUCAUUUUGUGUCCGAAAAACAAAUUUAUGAUGUGGCUCGGUCCAAACUUUAACUUCAAGCAGCCAAAUUUUCUUGAUCUGGUAAGUAGUAUACCAGGGAUGACUGGUAUCAUCAUGAUCCUACUUAUGGCUUUUGCCUUCACACUAGCAACACACUCUUUUAGAAGGAAUGUUAUCAAGUUGCCGUGGCCAUUCCUUCAUUUGGCUGGGUUCAAUGCCUUCUGGUAUGCACAUCAUCUGCUGUUUGUUGUGUAUAUUCUCUUGAUUGUUCACGGGUAUUUCCUGUUUCUCACCAAGGAGUGGUUCAAUAAAACGACAUGGAUGUAUCUUCUGUUCCCAGUUCUGCUCUAUGCUAGUGAGAGAACAUUGACAUCCAUCCAUGACCACAAUCAUCAUGUUAACAUCCUAAAGGCUGUCGUAUAUGAAGGAAAUGUCCUGGCAUUAUAUAUGAGCAAACCACCUAAUUUUAAGUACAAGAGUGGGAUGUACUUGUUCGUCAAGUGUCCAGAUAUCUCAAGCUUUGAAUGGCAUCCCUUCUCUAUUACUUCUGCACCUGGUGAUGCCUAUCUGAGUGUACAUAUUAGAGCCUUGGGAGACUGGACUAAUGCACUUAGGGAUAGAUUUGCAAAGACCUGUGAACCUCCAGCAAGCCGUCCUGCAAAGGGAAGGCUCAUGAGAAUGGAAACCAAACAAAUGAAUGAUUUCGAUAUACAACCACCAAGCUUUCCACAUAUAAUCAUCAAAGGUCCAUAUGGAGCUCCAGCGCAGAAUUACAAAAAGUAUGACAUUCUUUUGCUCAUUGGACUUGGUAUUGGAGCAACUCCCUUCAUCAGCAUCCUCAAGGAUCUCUUAAAUAACUUAAAAGAAAGCAGUUCAGAGGAUAUAGAAAGCAAAAAGGGGCCUCAAAGAGCGUAUUUCUAUUGGUCUACAAGAGAACAAGCCUCCUUUGAUUGGUUCAAGGGGGUCAUGGAUGAUAUUGCAGAAUAUGAUACUGAUAAUGUGAUAGAAAUGCAUAACUACUUGACUAGUGUGUAUGAAGAAGGUGAUGCUAGAUCAGCACUUAUUCAAAUGGUGCAGUCAUUGCAGCAUGCUAAGAAUGGAGUAGAUGUGGUGUCUGAAAGCCGGAUAAGAACACAUUUUGCAAGACCUAACUGGAGGAAGGUGUUUACACAACUAGCUGCCUCACACGAAUCACAGAGAAUAGGUGUUUUCUAUUGUGGAAGCCCGAAUUUGACAAAACUGCUGAGGCAACUGUGCCAAGAAUUCAGCCUUAGCAGUACCACCCGCUUCCAUUUCCACAAAGAGAACUUUUAGGUGUAGCAUAGAUUUUGCGUGGUAAAUUAAAUCCAGUCUUGUAGAUUAUAUUUUAUCUUAUGUUAGAAUGAGUUUUGGCCCGUUUUCUUUUCUUUUCUUUCCCAAUCUUUGCUUAUACACAUACUUGUAUUUACUAACAAGAGUAACAAAAACCAAGCUUUAAUUUGUUUUGUUCGGGAUAGCAGGUAGAUCUUGAUACUAACAAUAUGAGCUAUGCUUGAUUGUUACAAUAUUUAAGGCCUCAUCGGUUAAGG